This is a messenger RNA of Parathielavia appendiculata, 5620 nucleotides long. RefSeq lists its product as uncharacterized. NCBI's taxonomy places the organism in Eukaryota, Fungi, Ascomycota, Sordariomycetes, Sordariales, Chaetomiaceae. The record is from RefSeq and is a predicted model, not a curated record. Gene Ontology annotation, molecular function: ATP-dependent chromatin remodeler activity; ATP hydrolysis activity; histone binding. Bases 183 to 5426 code for a protein of 1747 amino acids. The transcript has a single exon. Gene Ontology annotation, cellular component: Swr1 complex. Gene Ontology annotation, biological process: chromatin remodeling.
UGACGACAAGCAUUUUCCUCACAGAUCGCGCCGCAGCCAGCCUCACAGAGUCGUGGUCAUGCUCAAACUUUGAUAAGAGAUACCUUGAGACGCCAGCAUUCGUCUGACCUUAUUUUCGUCCCGCCAGAUGCCAGAUUCGCUGAGAUUUCGGCCGUCUCUGUCUCGCAGGUCCGGUUGUUACUAUGACAGAGACCGCGUCGCCCAGCCCAACACACGUCCCGCCUGCAGCUUCCAGCGACAAUGGUCCGCACCACGAGCAAUCGCCAUCAACGGCGGAUCCUGAGCCCACUAAUUCCGUUAAACAAGAGCUUGAAAAUACAUCUCAGGACAUUAACGGAUACGACAGCCAUGGAACAGUUUCCGAGAAGCCCGCGGAGCAGCCGGUCGAGACCCCACAAAGCAACGGCAUCCGCAAUCCGCGUGAUGCCACGAGUCUAGACGACGGCCCCCCUGCGAAACGACGUCGAGUGCGCGACACAACGCCAAACAACACGGUCCGCAAGCCGAAACCUGAAUCGCCACCAUGGAAGAAGGCCGAAGCCGAUGGGCCGACGACCUUCAUCGCCGAGGACGGUCGACGAAAGUCGGGGCGUAUUAACGCUGUGCCCCUCGAGCUACAGCCUGGCGACAAGCGCAUCACCAGGCGGGUAUUGCACAGCCAGCAGGCCAGUCCGCCCAGGAAUCGCGCUGCUUCUAAGAAUGGUCACCCUGCCUCAACCCCCGGCAGUGCGUCCGCCAAGCGUGCGGUAUCCUCGAGCAAAACGGUGCCACCCAAGCAACCAGCCAGCAAGCCUCCCACGCGAAAGCCCGUAGCACAUGAUUUGAAGUUGAACGCCCGCAGUCAACGCCGGUCUCCGUCACCCAGACGAGUCGCCACGCCUCUGAAGCAAUCCCUUGGCACGCGCCGCUCCACGCGCAAUCUUCGAGCUGAUGAUGACAUCGACGAGAGCCCAGGCGGCACGCGCACCACAUCCCGGAUCAAGUUACGGGUCAGACCGCCGUUGACAUCGAUACCCCUUGUGCAUCGCGAGCAGGCCAACCUGCGACCGAAGCUCGGGCCAACAUUUGAACUGUUCCUUGAGCGCGCCGCAGACAUACCAGUUGAGGAAGGGGGCCUAUUCGCGUCGUCCGAAGACGGCCCGCGGUUCACAGACGAGACGAUCAAAGAAGAUGCUCAGCUUAUCUUGCGGGUCGAGAAGGAGGUUGAGCCUGGGGGGUUGCUCGCCGAGGAGAAGUGCUCUGUCUUCCAGCCCGAAGCCGAGGAGGAACCUCCGAGGCAGUGGGCGCACCUUGACCAUCUCACAAAGGCAAUGUCCAACUUCAGGAAGUUGAUGCUUCUCGAGCAGCAGCGCCACCGAGCCACCGCCAAACGACUUGCGAUUGCCUGCGAGGCUGAGUGGAGACGGCGAAACCCGCAGCCGAAGUCUGCGGAAGAGAUCAAGCUUGAGGAGAUUGAACUGAGCAAGGCAAGAUGGCGGCAAGUUAACAAGGCCCUCUCGGGCACCUGGGAAAACGUCAAGGCAGAGGUGAACCGGCGUCGGUUGGCAGACUGGGAGGCGGAAGAGCAGCGGCGGGUAAAAGCGGCGCUUAACAAGGCCGUUAACCUUUCCGAGGCAAAACUUCAAGCAAGACAAGCACGUUUCGACACCGAGGAGCUCACCGAUGAGGAGUCGGACGUUGAGGACAUGCUUUCCAGGGACGACGAUGCCCUGAAUGGCGACUCUGAGGGUUCCGAGGACAUGUCUGCAGAGGAUGAGGACGACGACGACGACGACGACGACGACGACGAGGAUAACAUGUCCUCGACGGACGACGAGGAAGAUAAGGAGUCAACCAUGUCUGAUGAAGGGCUUACACAGGAGCAGUUGCGAGAGAAGUACGCUAAUCUACCUGCGCUGGAUGUUGACUCCGCAGGCAAGAAGGGCUCUGAGACGGCAGCGAACGGCAAUGCAACUCCCGCCCCGGCUGACGACGACACGAGCGAUGAGUCGAUUGACAUGGAUGAUGACCUUGGGUCCUCCGAAGACGAAUUAGAGGAGGACGAUGAGGAGGGCAGCGAAGAGGAAUCUGGAGAUGAGCCUUCUGGGCUUCUUGGGCUGUUCUUUGGGAAGUCUGAGCUGAAGAAACUCAAUGCCGAGGCUGCCACAGAGAUAGGGGCACAAGGAGAUGUGGACAUGGCCGACGCAGACGCCAAUUCGGAGCCUGGAGCUACAGCGGACAACACUGAAGAUGGCCCACAAGGGACGGGCGAGCAUGCAGCUGCCGAGCCUGUGGAACACACUGAUGUGACAGGAAUCAAAGGCAAACCGCCACCCCCUGCAUCACUGGCGCAGUCAGGCCAAGGGUCGCCCAGGCAGUCUCCUCCCGCGGCUGACACCACAGCCAAUGGUGUAUCGACAUCGUUUGUGGACGGCAGCGAGGGAACCUCGCAUACUGAACAGGAGCCAGUGGAGGAUAUUCCCAUGACCGAUCCCCCGUCGCCCGGACAACCGACUGAGGGCGAGCCGACUCUAAUUCCAGCAAUACACCACCGUAGCCCAGAGACUGAGCCGAUCACAACCGUUCAGAGCCCAUCCCUGAGCCAGUCGCCGCGGGCAUCCGACGACACCAAACCCACCGACGUCGAGACGCCCACCUCGACCUCCCUACUUCAUGCGCCCAAGGCUGACAGCAGGUCGACGUCGCCCCAGCCGGCGGCUCCACGAACGGAGAUACCGUUCCUCCUGCGAGGCACACUCCGUGAGUAUCAGCACCUCGGACUCGACUGGCUCGCUGCGCUGUAUGCCAACAACACGAACGGCAUCCUCGCCGACGAAAUGGGUUUGGGCAAAACAAUCCAGACUAUCGCCCUGUUGGCGCACCUUGCCUGCCACCACGAAGUUUGGGGCCCUCACCUCGUUAUCGUGCCGACCAGUGUUAUGCUGAACUGGGAGAUGGAGUUCAAAAAGUGGUGUCCGGGGUUCAAGAUCCUCACAUACUACGGUAACCAGGAGGAGCGUAAGCGGAAACGCCAAGGGUGGACCAACGAUGACGUUUGGAACGUGUGCAUCACCUCAUACCAGAUGGUUCUGCAGGAUCAACAGGUCUUCCGACGGCGACGCUGGCAUUACAUGAUCCUCGACGAGGCGCACAACAUCAAGAACUUCAAGUCACAGCGAUGGCAGACCCUGCUGGGCUUUAACACACACUCUCGCCUGCUCCUCACCGGCACACCCCUUCAGAACAAUCUUACGGAGUUAUGGUCGCUGCUGUAUUUCCUGGCCCCGCCCGAAAACGGCGAAGGCGGCUUCGUUGACCUUAAGGAAUUCCACAACUGGUUCUCCAGGCCAGAAUCGCAGAUUCUCGAGAGCGGCCGGGAACAUCUCGACGAUGAAGCGCGCGCCAUCAUCUCCAAGCUGCACAAGGUUCUCCGGCCAUACCUGCUCCGUCGUCUGAAGGCAGACGUGGAGAAGCAGAUGCCAGCUAAGUACGAGCACGUCGAGUUCUGCCGGCUUUCCAAACGCCAACGAGAGCUGUACGAUGGGUUCCUCUCCCGUGCGGAUACUCGCGCGACCCUAACCUCGGGCAACUACAUGUCUAUCAUCAACUGCCUGAUGCAGCUCCGCAAGGUGUGCAACCAUCCCGACCUCUUCGUUGACCGGCCCAUCAUGACCUCGUUCCGUAUGGAACGGUCGGUUGCCGCGGAUUUUGAGAUGGACGAGCAGCUCGUCCGAAAGAAGCUCUUGGCCGCCCAGCCCAUGGAGGUUGUCAGCCUCAGCUUCCUCAAUAUGAUCCCCACGCAGUACGAGGGUAUGUCCAGCACAGACGCCGACCGUAUAUCCCAGCUGAGCACGCACCGCAUCCUCCUCGACCUCAGGGAGGCGCAAAAAACGCGCGCCAACAACGCAUACUACACAUUGGAUCCCGCUUCCGUCAAGUCCAACCUGGUGUACCUGGAAAGUGCCGCGCGGUGGGGUCGCUUUGAGGAGCUGCAGCACUGCGUCUACCUCAACGCGCUCCGCCGCCAGCAGCGGCCAAUCUAUGGUAAACGGCUCGUCGAGCUCCUGACGCUUGAUACCCACCUUCGUCCCUACAAACAGCGGCCUAAGGUUCCUCAGAAGAUCAUGAGUUGGUUCGAGGAAGAUUCCUAUCUGUUGCAUAACGCCAUCCCGACACUCCAACAGCGCGCUGACUCGAUGGAGACCACUAUCAGCAAGUUUGCCUGCGUCACCCCGGCCGUCGUAGCCGGAGAUAUGAAUAGGUUGUUACUUGGUGCCAAGGGAAUCCAAGCGUUCGAGGAGGCAGACCUGACGCUGUCGGCACCUGUCAAGUACGCGCCGUACAUGCCGAAGGAGCGGCCGCCGGAUCCGUGGCACGAGGCGCGCAUGCGGCUGACGAUCCAGUUCCCCGACAAGCGGCUCCUCCAGUACGACUGCGGAAAGCUGCAGGCCCUCGACAAGCUUCUCCGACGACUCCAGGCGGGCGGCCAUCGCGCCUUAAUCUUCACGCAGAUGACCAAGGUGCUCGACAUUCUCGAGCAGUUUCUCAACAUCCACGGUCACAAGUACCUCCGGCUCGACGGUGCGACCAAGGUCGAGCAGCGGCAGAUCCUGACAGACCGCUUCAACCACGACCCGCGCAUCCUCUGCUUCAUCCUGUCGACGCGAUCGGGCGGCCUCGGCAUCAACCUCACGGGCGCCGACACGGUCAUCUUCUACGACCAGGAUUGGAACCCGGCCAUGGACAAGCAGUGCCAGGACCGGUGCCACCGCAUCGGGCAGACGCGCGACGUGCACAUCUACCGCCUCGUCAGCGAGCAUACCAUCGAGGCAAACAUUCUCCGCAAGGCUAGUCAGAAGCAGAUGCUCGACGACGUCGUCAUCCAGGAGGGUGAGUUCACCACCGAUUAUUUCAACAAGCUCUCAGUGCGCGACGUCAUUGGCACCAACGGCGAGGUGCUCGCCAACGAGGACGAUGUGGCGGCCAAUGCCGCCAUGGAUCGCGUCCUGGGCGGCGUCGAGAGCAGCAACCCACGCAGCGCGGGGCGCGUACUGGAACAGGCCGAGGACAAGGAGGAUGUGGCUGCCGCGCGGGUGGCGGAGAAGGAAAUUCAGCAGGACGAUGCCGACUUCCUCGAGCAGCAGCCUCCCUCUGGCGGUGCGUCGGGCGUGUCGAGCGUGCGGCAGGGCACGCCGAGGGAGGGGACGACAGAGCCGGUCUCGGCGGUAGGAAGGUCCGGGCUGGGGUUGUUCGCCGAGUCGGCGGAGGAUGAGGUUGCGGAGCAGCGAGAGGAGGUUGAGUACAACGCCUUUGGAGGGCGCAUGAAGACGAUUGAUGAUUACAUGCUGCAGCUCAUGGGGCUGCUGCUGAAGGACACGCCGCUGGAUCUACCGAAAGAUAAGAAGAGGAGCAAGUCUAAGAAAGGCAAGGAUACGAGGAAGCGGUAGCACAAGACCGGGGGAAUAGUGUGCUGUGGCGUUGAUCAAGAUGUUUGUAGUAUACUUCAGGAAGGCGCUAGCGUUGCUGGAUGCUCUCUGUGUCAUAUUUUAGAAGGGCUGUUCCAAGAAGUUAACACUGGCGGGAUAUUUCUGGCGGAUCCCCUUUGAUCAUGGAACAACAUCCGAAUGUACAAUGCUUCCCC